Elaeis guineensis (African oil palm) is the source of this 1766-nucleotide messenger RNA. RefSeq lists its product as uncharacterized. Gene Ontology annotation, cellular component: cytoplasm; eukaryotic translation initiation factor 3 complex. The record is from RefSeq and is a predicted model, not a curated record. NCBI's taxonomy places the organism in Eukaryota, Viridiplantae, Streptophyta, Magnoliopsida, Arecales, Arecaceae. Gene Ontology annotation, molecular function: translation initiation factor activity. Gene Ontology annotation, biological process: cytoplasmic translational initiation.
AUGGACGGCACAGAUUGAUAACCGGACGCGGAACAUGGCGUGUAAUUUAGUGGUUGAUUUGGGGGCCGCCUUCAACUUCUUCUUCGUCGGCUGGUUCGCGGGAGAGCUAGGGUUAGGGUUUUGGGGCGUCCUGUUAGCGUUUGUCUCGUGACUCUCCGAACCCAGCUUUUCGUAUUCUUCUUCAUCUCCGGUCCAAAAUGACAACGAUCGUGCCUACUUCAGAGGAAGAUCCUGUACUCGCUGUGGUCCGGUUCACGUCAGAGCUCGCCUGGGCUGAUGCAGGCCCCGAGGUUGCAGAACCUCAGGUGACUCGACUUUGUAUUGAAGCCCAGGAAUGUAUGAUCACGAGUAGAUGGUUGGAUCUGGCAUCUCUAAUGCUUACUUCAGCAGAUUUGAUGGUAUCACGAGUGUCAGAGAAAGACCUGGAAUGCAUUUUCACGGUUAUCUGCAACCUUGUCACAAGAGCAAGUAUUCCUGAUGAAGCACUAGAGAUGGCAAAGCUUAUAUCUGCAAAAGUUAUCCAGCAACCAAAUGAUAAACCUGCUUUUCGCCUGAAGAUUCUGUUCAAUUUGUACAACCUGCUAGAGAAUCCCUACGGCAAGUUCCUUGUCUACAGCAAAGCACUCAAUUUGGCAGCCAGUGAAAAACUUACGGAAAGCAUUGUACCUUCUUUCAAAAAAAUAGAUAAUUUUCUGCAAGAGUGGAAUAUUGGAAAAAUGGAUCAAAGGGAGCUUUUCCUCACCAUCUCUAACAUUUUAAAGGACAAUAAGAGCAUGGCCAAAGAUUCUUUUGCUUUUUUGACCAAGUAUUUAGCGACUUUUUCUGGUGAUGGUGAGGAGUCAUUUACAAUGAAUGAGGCCAAAGAGGAAGCUGUGCAUGCUAUUAUAGAGUUUGUGAAGUCUCCAGUCAUGUUUCAGUGUGCUUUGCUAGACAUGCCUGCUGUUGGGCAGCUGGAAAAAGAUGGAAAGUAUGCAUUGAUUUACCAGCUGUUGAAGAUCUUUCUCACUCAAAGGCUUGAUGCCUACUUAGAUUUUCAUGCUGCUAAUUCUACAUUAUUGAAAAGCUAUGGUCUGGUUCAUGAAGACUGCAUAACAAAAAUGAGGUUGAUGUCGUUGCUAGACCUCAGUUCCAAUGAUUCUGGUGAAAUUCCAUAUUCUGUCAUCAGGGACACACUUCGGAUCACAGAUGAGGAGGUAGAAUAUUGGAUUGUCAAAGCAAUCACCUCCAAACUUCUGGACUGUAAAAUGGAUCAGAUGAAUCAAAUUAUGAUUGUGAGCUGGCGUACUGAGCGAGUGUUUGAGCUGUCACAGUGGCAAACUCUCCAUUCCAAGCUGGGAGCUUGGAGGGGAAAUAUUGCCAAUGCUAUCAGCACAAUUCAAGCGAACAAGGUAUCUGAAGGACUACAGGCAAUGCAAGGAUUAACGAUACGCUGAAGUUUGUCGAUUUUCCACAAAGCAAUGGAGCAAAUAUUGAGCUUUGACAAGAUGCUACAUUUGAUUUAGAUGAUGAAAGGGCAUGCUUGCUUCCAAAGAACAAGCCUUUUGAAUGAAAUGCAAUGAAUUUUGUUAGCUUUAGUGAUUAAAUGUCGAUUGUUAACACUUGAUUUCUGAAGUUUGUAGGGUAGGCCUCCAUGGCAGUGUAGAUUUUGGCUGCGAGAUCAGCAUAACCUAAAAAUCAAGGAAUUGUUUUUUUUUUUUGUUCGACUUUUAAAUUGUGGAUGUUCUUGAUGAUAAUCCCUGUUUGAAUAUUCAAUAUCUUGAUUGCUC